ACUCUGGGGCUCUUUGGAGCUCUCGUUCAUGUGGAAGUUUUGAGCCCUUUUGAAUACCUUAAAGGAGAAGCCGCUGCUCGCAAUGAGCUCCCAAAGCCAUCCAGAUGGACUUUCUGGCCGAGACCAGCCAGUGGAGCUGCUAAACCCUGCCCGCGUGAACCACAUGCCCGGCUCGGUGGACGCGGCCUCGGCGCUGCCUUUGCCAGUGGCCCCCCCGGCGGUGCCCAUGGACCUGCGCCUGGACCACCAGUUUCCGCUGCCCGCGACGGAGGCCGGCGUCCGGGAGAAGCAGCUGCAGCAGGAGCUCCUGGCCCUCAAGCGGCAGCAGCAGCUCCAGAGGCAGCUCCUCAUCGCCGAGUUCCAGAGGCAGCACGAGCAGCUGUCCCGGCAGCACGAAGCCCAGCUCCACGAGCACAUCAAACAACAGCAGGAGCUGCUGGCCGUGAAGCACCAGCAGGAGCUGCUGGAACACCAGCGGAAGCUGGAGAGGCACCGCCAGGAGCAGGAGCUGGAGAAGCGGCACCGAGAGCAGAAGCUGCAGCAGCUCAAGAACAAGGAGAAGAGCAAAGAGAGUGCCGUGGCCAGCACAGAAGUGAAGAUGAAGCUGCAGGAGUUUGUCCUCAAUAAAAAGAAGGCGCUGGCCCACCGGAACCUGAACCACUGCAUGUCCAGUGACCCUCGCUACUGGUAUGGGAAGACGCAGCACAGCUCCCUGGACCAGAGCUCCCCGCCCCAGAGCGGGGCGUCGGUCUCCUACAGCCACCCGGUCCUGGGCAUGUACGACGCCAAAGAUGACUUUCCUCUCAGAAAGACAGCUUCUGAACCCAAUCUGAAAUUACGCUCCAGGCUAAAGCAGAAAGUGGCUGAAAGACGGAGCAGCCCCCUGUUACGCAGGAAAGAUGGGCCAGUGGUCACGGCUCUAAAAAAGCGUCCUUUGGAUGUCACAGACUCGGCCUGCAGCAGCGCCCCGGGCUCCGCACCCAGCUCGCCCAACAACAGCUCUGGGAACGCCAGCGCGGAGAAUGGGAUCGCGCCCGCUGUCCCCAGCAUCCCGACCGAGACCAGCCUGGCGCACAGACUCGUGACGCGAGAAGGCUCGGUGGGCCCGCUGCCCCUGUACACGUCACCAUCCCUGCCCAACAUCACGCUGGGACUUCCCGCCACCGGCCCCUCCGCGGGGGCGGCCAGCCAGCAGGAGGCCGAGAGACUGGCCCUCCCGGCCCUCCAGCAACGCAUCUCCCUCUUCCCCGGCACCCACCUCACCCCCUACCUGGGCACCGCACCCCUGGAGCGCGACUCGGGGGCGGCUCCCAGCUCCCUUCUGCAGCACGUGGUCCUCCUGGAGCAGCCGCCCGCGCAGACGCCCCUCGUCACAGACCGCUAUCUUGCAGGCCUGGGAGCGCUGCCGCUGCACGCGCAGCCCCUGGUGGGGGCGGAGCGCGUGUCCCCGUCGGUGCACAAGCUGCGGCAGCACCGCCCGCUGGGCCGCACGCAGUCGGCGCCGCUGCCCCAGAGCGCGCAGGCGCUGCAGCACCUGGUGGUCCAGCAGCAGCACCAGCAGUUCCUGGAGAAGCACAAGCAGCAGUUCCAGCAGCCGCAGCUGCACCUCAGCAAGAUGAUCCCCAAAGCGAGCGAGCCGGCCCGGCAGCCCGAGAGCCACCCCGAGGAGACAGAGGAGGAGCUGCUUGAGCACCAGGCCCUCCUGGAGGAGCCCUUCCCAGACCGGCUCCCGGGGCAGACGCAGGCGCACGCGUCGGCCGGGGUGCAGGUGAAGCAGGAGCCCAUCGAGAGCGACGAGGAGGAGGUGGGGCCGGGCCAGCGGCGGCCCACUGAGCAGGAGCUGCUGUUCCGACAGCAAGCCCUCCUCCUGGAGCAGCAACGGGUCCACCAGCUGAGGAGCUACCAGGCGUCGAUGGAGGCGGCCGGCAUCCCCGUGUCCUUCGGCGGCCACCGACCUCUGUCCCGGGCGCAGUCCUCCCCCGCGUCCGCCACCUUCCCCAUGUCUGUGCAGGAGCCCCCGACCAAGCCGCGGUUCACCACAGGCCUCGUGUACGACACGCUGAUGCUGAAGCACCAGUGCGCCUGCGGGAACACCAACAGCCACCCGGAGCACGCCGGGCGCAUCCAGAGCAUCUGGUCCCGGCUGCAGGAGACCGGCCUCCGGGGCAAGUGUGAGUGCAUCCGCGGACGCAAGGCCACCCUGGAGGAGCUGCAGACGGUUCACUCAGAGGCGCACGCCCUGCUCUACGGCACAAACCCCCUCAACAGGCAGAAACUGGACAGUAAGAAACUUCUAGGCUCGCUGACAUCGGUGUUUGUCAGGCUGCCCUGCGGUGGUGUCGGGGUGGAUAGCGACACCACAUGGAACGAGGCCCACUCGUCGGGGGCGGCCCGCCUGGCUGUAGGCUGCGUGGUGGAGCUGGUCUUCAAGGUGGCCACGGGGGAGCUGAAGAACGGCUUUGCUGUGGUCCGCCCCCCAGGACACCACGCGGAGGAGAGCACGCCCAUGGGCUUCUGCUACUUCAAUUCCGUGGCCGUCGCAGCCAAGCUUCUCCAGCAGAGGCUGUGUGUGAGCAAGACCCUCGUGGUAGACUGGGACGUGCACCACGGGAACGGGACCCAGCAGGCCUUCUACAGUGACCCCAGCGUCCUGUACAUCUCGCUGCACCGCUACGACGACGGGAACUUCUUCCCGGGCAGCGGGGCACCUGACGAGGUGGGCACGGGGCCCGGCGUGGGCUUCAACGUCAACAUGGCUUUCACCGGCGGCCUUGACCCCCCCAUGGGAGAUGCAGAGUACUUGGCGGCCUUCAGAACUGUGGUCAUGCCGAUCGCCAACGAGUUUGCCCCAGACGUGGUGCUGGUGUCAUCAGGCUUCGACGCCGUGGAGGGCCACCCUACGCCCCUUGGAGGCUACAACCUCUCCGCCAAAUGUUUCGGGUACCUGACAAAGCAGCUGAUGGGCUUGGCUGGCGGCCGGAUCGUUCUGGCGCUGGAGGGGGGCCAUGACCUCACAGCCAUUUGCGACGCCUCGGAAGCCUGCGUCUCUGCUUUGCUGGGAAACGAGCUUGAUCCUCUCCCAGAAAAGGUUUUACAGCAGAGACCCAAUGCGAACGCUGUCCGGUCGAUGGAGAAGGUCAUUGAAAUCCAUAGCCAGUACUGGCGCUCCCUGCAGCGGCUCGCCUCCACCGCCGGCUACUCUCUGGUUGAGGCCCAGAAGUGCGAGAACGAAGAGGCCGAGACCGUCACUGCCAUGGCCUCGCUGUCCGUGGGCGUGAAGGCCCCCGAGAAGAGACCCGACGAGGAGCCCAUGGAAGAGGAGCCUCCCCUGUAGCCGCUCCCGGAGCUGCGGUUCUCUUGUUUGUUUGUCUCCGUCUUGAAGCUCCGCCAGGAAAAGUUGCUGUCGCCCUGCAUCCUGCCAGGCCUUCUCCGAGCCCGCAGGUGCGGCGGGGCCGGCGGCAGCGGGCGGCCCUCUGCCUGCCAGGACCCGGACAGACGCCGGGACGCGCGGACACAGGGACACGCGGAAGCAGGCGCUCUGGGCUCCCCAGGGAAGCCGCAGAGGAAGGAAGCCUGUGGUGGCUCGGGGCAGAGCUGCUGAUCUAGCCAACACGAGAAAAAGAAAAUGAACAUCAAAGAUCUCACGACACAAAGCAAACUUGAUUAAAACUGGUGCUUACGGUUUGGUGAUUCCCCACAACUCCACAGUCUCCGUAUAAACCACUCAACUCAUCCUGUAGCUUAUUUCUUUUUAAGAUAAAGUCGCCAUGGCUCUGGCCGGCCUCCGAACACCGCGGUGCACAGCGGGGUGGGACACAGAGUGGGCGAGCGUUUAAGGAGAAAAACUGGACGAAAGAGAAACGUGAGCCCGCGGGAGCUGGCUUUGGUUUCUCAAAGCCGGUGGAAGAUGCGCGUUUGUGCCUUUCUUUUUAUUGCUCUGAUGGAUUUUUGUGGCUGGGUUUUCUGAAGUCUGAGGAACAAUGCCUUAAGAAAAAAUAAACAGCAGGAGUCGGUGGGACAGUUCCCUGUGGCCGGUGGGACCAGAGGCCGGUGCGUGCUGGCCGGGCCCUCCGCGAGCAGCCCGGCCGUGGCCAGCAGCUCCGGAGGGCUGAGGUCCUGCCACCCUGUUUCACUUUAUUGCUGUUGAAAAAUGGAGGUAGUUCCAAAACAGUGGCAAAUACUGUUGGGGGUUUUGAAGUCCAACAAAUUUUAAAUGAAUCCAAAGUGUUCUUUUCUCGUACAUCAUAUGAAAAUUGAGCGUCUCCAUUUGGUUGUGAAGCAUGUCCUAGGCACACUUUCAGUGUUACGAUCGGAAUGCUUUUUAUUAAAAGCAAGUAGCAUGAAGUAUUGCUUAAAUUUUAGGUAUAAAUAAAUAUAUAUAUGUAUAAUAUAUAUUCCAAUGUAUUCCAAGCUAAGAAACUUGAUUCUUAUGAAAUCUUGA
Molecule: messenger RNA, 4441 nt
Organism: Eubalaena glacialis (North Atlantic right whale)
Lineage: Eukaryota; Metazoa; Chordata; Mammalia; Artiodactyla; Balaenidae
Gene: HDAC4
Product: histone deacetylase 4
Exons: 26
Coding region: 83-3334 (1083 amino acids)
Biological process (GO): negative regulation of transcription by RNA polymerase II; chromatin organization
Cellular component (GO): histone deacetylase complex
Molecular function (GO): histone deacetylase activity
Source: RefSeq, a predicted model, not a curated record